AUGACCAGUAAUGAAGAGUUGGUUAAACAGAAGGAUGAGGCAGACGUGAAGAUUGACGGUCUGCAAAGGGAGCUGGACAGAAAGCGCGCGAAGGCAAUGGAAGAGAGGGACGGCCUGCAAAAGGAGUUGGAGGAGAAGAGGGCCAAGGCAUCUGCUGAGAGGGCGAGCGUGCAGAGGGAGUUAGCUGAAGAGAGGGCCAAGGCAGCCUCUGAAAGGGCGACCCUGCAGAAGCAGUUGGAGGAAGAGAGGGCUAAGGCGGCCUCUGAAAGGGCAACCCUGCAGAAGGAUCUGGACGAAGAGAGGGCUAAGGCAGCCUCUGAAAGGGCGGCAUACCCCGAUCUGUGCAUUGCAGCAGUGGAUCAGUUCAAGGGGUCUGCUGAAUUUCAUAUGGCAGUUGAUGCCGCAGUCGCCAGCAGCUUGGUGAGGGAGGAGUCUGGGGGGGCAGGCCCAUCGAGGACGACCGCUGGGGGCAGGACUGAGUCGGAAGUGAUUGAGAGCUUCUAG
Camellia sinensis is the source of this 504-nucleotide messenger RNA. The record is from RefSeq and is a predicted model, not a curated record. Lineage: Eukaryota; Viridiplantae; Streptophyta; Magnoliopsida; Ericales; Theaceae.